Molecule: messenger RNA, 1422 nt
Organism: Mya arenaria
Lineage: Eukaryota; Metazoa; Mollusca; Bivalvia; Myida; Myidae
Product: zinc finger protein 862-like
Exons: 4
Coding region: 1-1422 (473 amino acids)
Molecular function (GO): protein dimerization activity
Source: RefSeq, a predicted model, not a curated record
AUGAUUGAUGAAACGACUGACAUUGCCACUCACAGCCAGCUAUCCAUCUACGUGCGAUAUCUUCAUCAGGGCGCCAGUAAAACCGUGUUUUGCUCGCUAGUGAAAGUUCACAACGGGAAGUCCGACACCAUCCGGGCUGCUGUCGUCCAGUUCCUGCGUGAUGCCGAACUGCCGCUGAACAAGAUGUGCGCGUUUGGCAGCGAUGGCGCCGCAGCCAUGCUUGGGAAGAAGAAUGGCGUUGCUGCACAACUCCAAACCAUGGUUCCCCACAUCCUGGUGAACCACUGCGUUGCCCACCGUCUUGCGUUAGCCAGCUCACAGGCCGCCGAGAAAGUGCCAUACCUCCUUAAGUGGAAGGCUAUCGUGGAACAGCUUUUCCGGUUUUACCACGCUAGUGGCGUCAGAACAGCAUCUCUAUUAGAGAUUCAGACUAUCCUGGAAGAGCCGAAGGUGAAGGUCACAGAGGCAAAGGAUGUCCGAUGGUUGUCGCACAACAAGGCCGUGAAGGCGAUCAGACGCUGUCUGCCGUCACUGCUUACCAGUCUGGAGCAUGAGGCAAGAGAGCGAUGCGACGCAGAGGCACAGGGGCUUGCGAUUUUCAUGCAGCAGUACAGAUUCGUGGCAGCUCUGAUGAUGAUGUCCGAUGUGUUGCCCGUACUGGCGAACCUGUCCCUUGCGCUGCAGACGAAGGACGCUGUCUACAGCACGGUCGGAACUCUUGUGAUGGGUGCCAUCACUACGGUCCGGUCUAUGAAGGAGCACCCAGAGCUUAACUUCAGAGAGCUUCCCGUUACAAUAGGACAACUGUCAGGCCAGCCGUUUCGCUUCAAGAAACCUAGCGCGAACGACGUUUCCGAUUUUAAGAGUAACGUCUUUGACAAGUUCAUCGACGCCGUUGUCAACAAUCUGGAGAGCAGAUUUCCCCACAUCCCCGUGCUGGAGGCAUUCUCUAUGUUUAACCCCACUACAGUACCGGAAGACCAGGCGGAGCGGAACGACCACUGCAAGGACGAACUACAGAUGCUGGUUGAGCGGUUUACCGCAGUUCUCCCAGAUGCCACCGAGGCCGCCUCCGAGUACAGCGUCCUCAAGAACACCAUUCAUCAAGACCUCGGGCUCCAGAAAACGUCGACAACCGUGCUAAUGGAGAAGGUCGCCGGCCCGCUGAAGGAGGCGAUGCCCAACCUUCGUCUGUUGGCAGCAGUGGGUCUACUGCUCCCAACAUCGACCGCAGAUUGCGAGCGCGGUUUCUCCACACUGAAACGGGUUAAGACGGCACAGCGAAACCGGCUGCAAAAUGAAGCGCUAAACGCAGUGUUACGCGUUUCUAUGGAAGGCCCUAGUGUAGCGGACUUCACGAAGACGGAGGCAGAGAAGAUGGUGUCCGAGUGGGCGAGAGAGAAACGCCGCCUCCUAGUUUGA